GACAAAUAUUAGGGGUCACUUCUUGGCGCGAUCUACAGUAAUCUUACGAACGAACGUUUUAGCUGACAACAUUGACUGGAUGCGAGUCGGGCAGGCGACCUUGCUGAAAUCCACGCCACGAAUGAUAUUCAAAUGGGACACUCCGUCUGUCUGAAAGGCGUGAAUUACUUUCAGCCCCAAGUCUUCUCCAAGGCCGCGGAUCUUCGUGAACUUGUACUUGGCCAGAACCGACCGUCCACCAAGAGUCCACAUCUCCCCGGGCUGCCAGCAUUCCCGAGGCCGGACCCGCCGUGUAAUGUUUCGACCGAAACACAGACUUUACAGGCUUUACGCGGUGAUGGAUUCCGUGGACUACGGUCAGAAUGAAGUCCGCCAAGAGAGCCCCGCAGAUCCAUGGGGUAACCGAUGGAUUCCCGCCACCUUUGCUGAAGCGGCAACGAACAACUAGUCAGUUCGAUUUUUGUGAAACCAGAAUAAUGAGCGGCCGAGACGGGCGGAAGCGAGGACGCGCAUCGCAGUAUGCUUGUGUACCAUGUCACCAACGGAAAGUCAAAUGUGACUGGUCGACGGGCAAGAAUAAAUGUCUCGCAUGCGAGAUGCGAAAGAACGAGUGCUUACUACGCGAAAGGCCCAUGGGGGAAAGCGUUGACGGUGCUGACGACCCGGGAAGCAGUAGUGUAUUCCUGUCCACAGCUAAUAGCGAGGAGCUCUCGCCGUACGCACUUCCAUGUUUCCAGAUCUGGAACUAUUUGACAGAUAAUCCUCACGCUGGUACGAAGAGGUCCUUAUCUCUUCUCAGCCCAGAAGGCAAACAAUGGCUCCAUGAUCGCGCCGGAAUUUACCCUAGUGGAUCUCUCUCAUCUAGCUCUGCAGCCAUGAAUCGGUGUACCACAUUCCCAAAUCGCGGGUUUCUGCCAUUUCCCCCAAAGAAUGUUACUGUCGAACUCCUGCAGCUAUACUUUGCGAAAAUGCACUCCAUUUGUCCCGUGUUCGACGAAGAUGUUGUAACUGCAGACGUGCAGCAAUUAUUCGAUCCAACAGAUCCGGAUCUCCCUGGUGAAAUCUGGACAAGCAUGCAUGCUAUCCUUGCGUUAGCUUGUACCCUCAAGCCAAUUAUGCAACAUGCUGCGGGACUGCAUUUCAAAAGUGCCUUGUCAUCACUCAGCUCUAUAAUCAUCUUACCACCUUCCUUCCGUUCUGUUCAGGCAUUGCUAGCCAUGGCGUUGUUUCUUAUGGGUACGCUGAUGCCCCAUCCGGCAAGCAAUUUGCUAUCCCUAUCUAUUCGGCUUUUGCAUAACCUGGGUCCCAACGGAGAGUCUUCAUCAUGCGAAUUAUAUAAUCGAUUAAUUGCUAUCAGUCACGGCCUUGACAUUGACAUCGCACUUCGUUUCGGUAUCCCUCCUAAUUACUGUGUCUACGGGUGGGACAUACCACUACCUAUGGACGAUAUUGACUGCGCCUCCAUCCGAAGAGACAUCGACAAGGAAGGAAGAAUAAAAUAUAAAAUAUUCAGGUCCAUCCGUGAGCUCACAAUGAUUAAACGUUUGAUAUACGCUAAACUAUACUCUACUACUGCUAAAGACCUGAAUGAGACAGCGGUGAUGAAAAUCGUCAGUGAUCUAGGUCAAAUGCUCCAGCAAUGGCUGGCACGCCUUCCAUACGAAUAUAGGCCACAAAGCUCGGGGACGUAUACAGCAUUAAAGAAACGUACUGGCUUCUACCUAAUGUAUCUUCACUUUGUUUACUACCACUCUCUUUUGGUUCUUCAUCGACAAACGGUUGGUCGAGCCCCAUGGAUAAAACGUGACUCGGAGAACCAUAUUCCCAGGGCAAGGCUGGACAUUUCCGCACCUGAUCCGAGAGUUGUUGCGCCGACAAAUAUAUGUGAACAGGCUGCGCGAGCGUCAAUACGGCUGGUUCAGCAUCUACCAGUAGAUAAUAUCAUAUGUUCCAAUAUGUUCAUCUAUUUCCCGGUAUUUGCCUUGAUAAUUUUGUCGUCAAUUAUUGUAAAGGAGCCGCGUAGAGCAACAGCAGCGUCAGAUCUUGAACUGCUGGGUAGUAUUGAGAGACAUCUCCGUACGCGGACUCCAGCUCAGGCCGAUCAUAGUGUACAAGGUCUCAUAGACUAUUGCUCUACGUUUCGAACGGCUGCAGAUAAGGCUGUUGCUAACGCAUUUGAGCAAUGUGCUACGGCUGCGAGCUGAAAUUGGUAUAGUUCCUGAUAGUGUGGUCUCCUUCCGCUAUGAAUUUAUGGUUCAAUACUCGAGCACGAUUGACGUGGAGAGAAAUACUCAUCCCUGCCUAGCCUCUAAUUUUUUUGAAUACCAUUUCCCCCCAUGGUAGUGCGAUUGUGGUGACACUGAAGAGGUCUUUU
This is a messenger RNA of Aspergillus alliaceus, 2374 nucleotides long. Its product is annotated as Zn(II)2Cys6 transcription factor. The record is from RefSeq and is a predicted model, not a curated record. The transcript is spliced from 7 exons. Gene Ontology annotation, biological process: DNA-templated transcription; regulation of DNA-templated transcription. Lineage: Eukaryota; Fungi; Ascomycota; Eurotiomycetes; Eurotiales; Aspergillaceae. Gene Ontology annotation, molecular function: DNA-binding transcription factor activity, RNA polymerase II-specific; DNA binding; zinc ion binding. The coding region runs from base 363 to 2204 and encodes 613 amino acids.